CCCGAUUUGGCAAGCGACUAAUUUGAACAAGACGUUCAUGUGUGGGAUCCUCUUCUCAGCCGUUCCUGCAUUGGCAGGGGAUGAUUCCGUCGUUAUUGAAAGGUUCAAUCAGCUGUAUGAGCGAUUGCAAGCCGCCAACGCCUCUCGUGGCCCUGAUGCCCAAGACACGGUAGUCCUCCUGGAGGAGAACUGUCGCCUGUCUUUCACAGCGUCAGAACUUCGCCUGAGAGGCGAGUCGUUUGUCUCCCAGCCGCAUAGGGAUGAGCAAGGGAAUAUUUUGUGCUGGAACGGCGAGAUCUUCGAUGGAAUUGAGGUAUCUUCUACAGAGAACGAUGGUGAACAGCUGUUCUCUCUGUUGCGCAACCUGCAAACCCCGGCGGAGAUCCGCGAUUGCAUGGGUAGCAUUGAAGGCCCGUAUGCAUUCGUGUACUACCAGCAAUCAACGCAGACGCUAUACUUCGGGAGAGACCCAUUGGGCAGGCGGUCACUGCUAAUUCACAGACCAACGCGGGAACAGCCGCACUUUGUGUUGACUUCAGUGUCCGUUGGGUCGCAUCCGAGCUAUGUCUGGGAAGAGCUGUCAACUGAGCAUCUAUACGCAAUCGACGUCACAGCUUUAAGUUUGCGUGAAGAUGCUCGAAUAGAACAUAUCAAUCGUCUACUGCCAGACGACCCACUGAAAGUCCAGCACUUAGAUGGAAUCCUCCCUCAUCUCGUCACUGCCGUCGACGGCCUGAUCGACCAAUUGGAUCGCAGUGUCAUGCUACGUGUUCGCGAUAUACCCAAAAGAGGGGAAGCGAGCUCACAGGCUCGAGUCGCGGUUCUAUUUAGCGGCGGAAUCGACUCUACCAUGCUGGCAUUUCUGGCGAGCAGGCACGCCGAUCCGUCAGAGCCAAUUGACCUUCUGAAUGUUGCCUUCGAAAAUCCGCGCAAGAUCACUGUCAAGGUUGAGGGUAAUAUCGGCGGGCUACCUAAGCGAGAACGAAAGCAAAAGUUGCGCGAAGGACUGGAUUAUUCGGCCAUCGAAAUCUCGUAUGACGUCCCGGAUCGCCUGACUGGUCUGCAAGAGGUCGAGGAAUUGAGGAGAUUGUGCCCAGGCCGCACUUGGAACUUUGUCGAGAUCAACGUGCCAUUUGAAGAGUCACGAAGUGCACGUCCGAUUGUAGAAGCAAUAAUGUAUCCAAGUCGGACAGUCAUGGAUCUGAGUCUCGCCAUGGCACUGUAUUUCGCUGCGCGCGGCGUCGGCGAGGUGCGAUCCGGACCAGCAGCGCAACCAGUACCAUACACCAGUACUGCGCGGGUCUUACUCAAUGGAUUAGGCUCUGACGAGCUCAUGGGCGGAUACGGCCGCUUCCGGACUGCGUUCAAGCAUGGUGGGUGGCAAGCGAUCGUUGACGAGCUCCAGCUCGAAUUAGAUCGCAUACCAAUUAGAAACUUGGGUCGUGACGAUCGGGUGAUAUCAUCCCAGGGUAAGGAGACACGACAUCCAUUCCUGUCACUAUCAGUCGUCUCCUUCCUCGCCCAAUUGCCGGUACAUCUCAAGGUAGAUCCAAGACUUGAAUCAGGUCUUGGAGAGAAGUUGCUUCUGAGGUUGGCCGCGAGGAAGGUGGGCUUGGUGGAAGCCAGUGCAAGAAAGAAGCGGGCCAUGCAGUUUGGGAGUCACUCUGCUCGGAUGGCACCAGGUGAAGGAGACAAGCACGGCGAGUUACUUAUACGAUAGAAACUUUUAGUGUUUCUUAUUAGAUAGACGGAGAUAUGCUUCAGGCAUGCCAUUAUCAAUUGUUAGGCCGUGACCUGAGUCCUGCAGAUGUACUCUUCUGACGGCGGCAAGAAAUUGAAGAAUGGACCUUGGUGCUCAGCGCAUCUACGACGACCUGCCUCAUUGGGGCUCAAAUACUGCGUGAGGGCGGGCCGCGCUCAUGAUCAAGACACGUACUUAGGCGCCGGAAA
Rhodofomes roseus is the source of this 1950-nucleotide messenger RNA. Its product is annotated as asparagine synthase-domain-containing protein. The record is from RefSeq and is a predicted model, not a curated record. Gene Ontology annotation, molecular function: asparagine synthase (glutamine-hydrolyzing) activity. The transcript is spliced from 13 exons. The coding region runs from base 38 to 1720 and encodes 560 amino acids. NCBI's taxonomy places the organism in Eukaryota, Fungi, Basidiomycota, Agaricomycetes, Polyporales, Fomitopsidaceae.